Pediculus humanus corporis (human body louse) is the source of this 7170-nucleotide messenger RNA. RefSeq lists its product as uncharacterized. The transcript is spliced from 23 exons. The coding region runs from base 1 to 7170 and encodes 2389 amino acids. Lineage: Eukaryota; Metazoa; Arthropoda; Insecta; Psocodea; Pediculidae. Gene Ontology annotation, molecular function: oxidoreductase activity, acting on the aldehyde or oxo group of donors, NAD or NADP as acceptor. The record is from RefSeq and is a predicted model, not a curated record.
AUGUUUAAAUUUUUUACCUUUCAAUUCAUUAUUUUCGCGGUUGGUUUUUAUAAUGUGUGUUCCCUCGAAGAGCCUGGUACAAGUCAUUCUUCUAAAAUUUGGCAUUCAUAUGAGUUUGAUACGGGAAUCGGUAAUAGAGAAGAACUUCACAUACACAAAGGUGAAUUAAAUAAAACAUUUUUACCUAUUAGUGAUAUUUACAAAAUAAAAAGUUUAUCUGUUAAUGGAAAAGUUAUUAUUUUCGGCUUGAGUUCCAACUAUGUAUUACUGGGCACUCUGAAAAGGAAAAAUGAUGUUUCAAUAUAUAAAGAAGAAAUCGCAGAAACCACGAACGACUUUAACGUUUUUCAAUUAUGGAAUUCGAAAUCUCAGAGAAUUGAAAGUUAUUUGGUUGUAUCUGUUUCUAGAAAUGAUAGCAACAUUUUAAAAUGGUAUAAAUUACAAAAUGGACAAUUGAUGUUUUUGUGCGAUUGGUCUCUGCAUAAAAUAAUUAGUUAUUUGGAUGUUAUUAAAGUGAAUCACAAGAGCAAGUUACUUAUUGUAAGUUGGGAAAAAAGCUCAAAUAAAAAUUGUUCCACGUCAACUUCGUUAGAAAUCUAUAAUUUUAUUAUUGAACCUAAAUUAAAUGUGUGGUUGGAUGAAAAAAUCAAUCUUGAUGGUCUUCCUUCUUCGAUAACUGUUUUUAACGAAAAUGAUAAUACAUUUCUCUGUGCUUCGUUUCCAUCCAUGGAAAUUGUAAAAAUUUGGAGAUUUUCCACAAAUUGCCAGUUAAAUAAAGAACAAAAACAUUUCAAUUUUCAUCAGAGUAUCGUUUCGAAAAAAGUCAAUAACGUAAUUUCUUUUCAAAACGAUUAUGUUUGGCACAUAGCCAUAUCCGGUGAAAAUUCAUCCAUUUACGAACUGGGUGAUGAUCUCACGUUUCGCAACUUGACCAAUCUUAAUUUAGGCCAUCAAGAUCAUUGGUUUCUCAUACCGUUGGGUAAUUAUAGAGAAGAAAAUAUUUUGUUGUCUCGUUCUUCGAGGAAUGAUGAUAAUGACAUCACUGGUGUGAUUUGGGCUGGAAAUAAAAGUUUUAAAAUAAUAAAAAAUUUCACAAAAGUUUUAUGUGAAAAUGAUGUUGAUUGUUUAAGAGAAUUUAGUACGAAUAUACUAAUACAUAAUUCGACCACUUUUAAGCAUAACGAUUAUCAAAAUAUCGUUAUAUUAACUUCCGGAUUCCCUGUCUUAUUAAAAUUUCACGUUGCUUUAAGACCUCUCCCAGACAAAGCCAUAAUAAAAUUGCAAUCGGUCAUCAGGCGGAAAAAUAAACUGCAGAAAAAUUAUAAAACGCAAAACGAUAAAUUACAAAAACUAUUCACUUUAAAUAAAAUCACGGAAAAUUCAUUUGGUGAUAACGUCGCCGGGAAAGAAGACGAAAUUUUUUAUGGUAAAAUGCAACGAAUCAAUCCGGAGAAAAAUUUAGAAACAUUAUCGCAGGCUAAAAAUUGGACAGAGUUAUUCGAUACGUUAAAUGAUUUAUCAUCGAAGAUAAAAUACGUGGAAAAUGAAUUUCAACAAAUCAAAAAUGAUUCUUCUUACGUUAAAUCUUUCGGUGAAGCUCCGGAAAAAUUGUUUUCGAUGAGAAAUGCAGAAGACAAAAUUAUUUUUCACGGAAAAGUUAUCAUUGACAAUGCCAAUUUUUCGAUGGUGAAUGGAUAUAACGUUUCUGAAUUGUUUCUAAAUAGUUAUAGGAAAGACAAAAGAAAGAAAAUUGGCGGUGUUAAAACAUUGAAAACGGUGAGCGCGGUUAAUUUGACGUUUGGAAAAAUUAAUGGCAUACCCUCGAACGAUUUUCUUUUCACCGACGAUUUGUGGGAAUCGAAAAACAAAUUUAUAAAUGGCGAUAUUAUCAUAGAGAGUAAAUUAAACGUUUUGGAUGGAAUCGUUUUGCAUUCGAAUAAUAGAAUGAAUAAUUUUACUUAUUUAAAAAAUUAUAAUACCGUAUCGUCGGUGCCUAAAAAAACAUUUGCAUCGAAAAUCAACGAACAACCUUUUAUACUUCCGGCACAUUUUCCACCAUUAAAUAUUAAUUAUUUGGAAACGGUUAAUCAAGCGAGAGUGGAAAUGGUUAACGUCGCGGAAAAUCUUAACGUCAUUUUUAUAAAUAAAAAAAAUUUUACCGAAUUUCUAGAUCAAAUUAUGUACAAAUGCCUCGACGGUCCGAUAAAAAAAAAAUAUAAUUAUACAAAAGUCAAAGGUGAAACGGAAACGGAUAUAAAAGGAGAGAAGAUUUUUAAAAACGUGGUAAAAGUUAAAAAAGCAAAUGUCGUCGGAAGACUAAAUGAAACGUUCGUCGAUAAUUUCAUGAAAAAUUUCACGGAUCAAACGAUACGAUUUUCACAAAAAUUUCAUCGAGUCGAAUUUGAAAAUUUAUAUUUGAAAGGUUUUUGGGAUGAUGAUCUCGUCGUCGAAUCUUUGAAUCAAUCCAUCGUCCGAAUGUCGUCCGGAGAUUGUCAAACGUGUAAUUUUACAUACCCGAGCGAGUCGCCAUUGUUUAUCAAACACUUGAACGUCACCCACUACUAUAAUAAGAACGUGAGCGUGACGGAUUUACGAAAGUCAAAUGGUGAAAAUAAUUUGUCACUCGCCAUUGAUACGCUGUACACGUCACCGUUUCAAAAAUUGAAAUCUAUAAAAGCUAACAGGGCAAGAGUAAAUGGAUUUAUCGAUACGAAAUUUAAUAUCAACGGGAAAAAUUUAAGCGAAUUGGACGGCGUUCGAGUUCAUCGAGAAAAACCACAAGUGUUGAAACGGGAUUUUCUUCUACUCUCCGAUUCAGUAGCAUUCGAUGGAAAUUUAACCGUGAAAAGUUUCAACGGGAAAAAUGUAUUACCCGAAACGAAUUCGAGGAGCAAAGAUAAUUUAAUGGAAAGAAUUUCGAGCGGGAAAAUAAGGAAAAUUAAAAAUUUGUGGGUGAAAAAAAAUAUUUUUACAAAUAACGGGAUGAAUAACGUAAACCUGUCCAGGUUUUUGAGCGGUGGGAUCAAUUUGAAAAAACCGAAUCAAACCAUCAACGAUACAAUCGUAUUCGAAGAUAAAAUUCAUUUCAAAACGUUGAACGUCACGAAUUCAAUCGACGGCAUAGAUUUGAAAAAAUUGGAAAAAGACGUCGUGACGAAACAUCCCUACGUCAUUUUGAGCGGAUCCAAACGAUUUCGAAGGAUAAAAGUGUUGAAAAAUAUGAAAGCGAAAUUUUUAAACGGUCACCCCGUGCAAGAAAUCGUCACGCGGAAAGGAGAUCAAAGGAUGAAAGGUCGAUUUAAAAUCAUGGGGAACGUCACCAUCAAAGGAAACGUCACGACGAACGGUUAUUUGAACAACGUUCCCGUAUUCGACCUAUUGAAAAAAUUCUCGACGCAGUACGACACGUACAUUUUUUCAAAGGAUUUGGAAUUGGCGUCGGAAAAUGUGAAAAUUAAUAAUUUGUUCGUCGGAGGAAACGUGCAAAACUCCUCCCUGGAUACUCUAAUGGAUAAUAUCGUGUUUAAGAACGAGAGUUGUCACGUAGAGGGGAAGAAAGUAUUUAAAGAAGAAGUGAAUUUCAUGCAAAAUAUUUUAUUCGAUGGUAAAAUAAACAACGUAAAUUUUACCGAUCUGUUGAACGAUGUGGUUUUCAUAAACGAGCCGACAUUCGUACCCGGCACGAUAAUCAUAAACGAAGCCGUUUUGAUGAACACGUUGGAAAUCCAUGAUUAUUUCAAUUCGAGUUUGAUAAAUAAUUUAGACGUCAACGAUUUGUACGAGGAUAGUAUUCGAUUAGACGGAUGGGACAUGGUCACGGGAAAAAUUAAAUUCGAAAAUGUUUGGGCUUUGGAAAAUGUCGAUGCGGAUUUUAUCAAUAACCACGUGUCGACGAGUACGAUUUCCCUCAAGGGUAAACAAUUCAUUCCCGUCACUGGUCUCUUUCAAAGAUUUAACACCACAUCGGAUUUAAACGUCGGAGACUACGUUAAUUCUCAUAAUUUAAUCCGAGAAUUUCAAAAUAGUAUUUUGUUGAACGGAAGUCAAACGAUUAAAACUAAAAUGAUAUUUCAUAAAAAUUUUACCGUCGAUGGAAAUCUCGUUGUCGAUCACAUCAAAGGUAAUAAAGUCGAAGAUUUGAUAACGUUAAACACGGAGCAAACCAUUAGGAAUCGAUUGUUGUUCAAUGGUACCCUCAUUGCUAACAACAACAUAAACGGUUUGAAAAAAAUCAACGGUAUAAAUCUUAAAAAUUGGUUUGGGAGAUCGGUGUUAUUAAAUCGACAACAAGAAAUAGAUGGCGUGUGGAUCGCUCAAGGACACGUCAAAUCUAAAAACAUUAGAGGAAAUGCUAGUUUGGGAGCGAUGAACGUACCGGAAAUAAAUGAAAUAAUGAUGAAGAAUAGAUUUUUGAAAUCGGAGAAAAAAAAUGAAACGGAAAAUGAAUAUUAUUCGCAAUGCCGAGAGGUGAAACGUCUCUCGGAAGAAUUGUACAAAUUGCCCACGUAUUUACACGAUUUUGAAAUCGUACAAGUCAUUGAUACUCGUUUGGUCAUAGAAUCCCUCAUUUAUUUAAAGAUUUCGAAUUUGGAUUACGUCAUCACCACGUUUUACAACGAUUGUUCGUCGUCUGCUCUUUACAAAUGGAACCAGGGGAAUUCGACGUUCGAUUUAAUCAAAAAUAUAAACAUCGGACCCGUCGGAAAAUGGCUCGUUUUGUAUCGUCGUAACGUGACGUAUUUGGUCGCGAGUUCCCUGCACGCGAGUCAAAAUUGCCAAGAUUUAAAACCGGGAAACAUAUGGAGAUUUUUCCCCGGGGAAAAUGGGGACAACGACAUCUCGCUCGUAUAUUCCGGAAACGGAUUCGUCGACGUCAUACAAGAAAACGAUACGUCCGAGUCAUUUUUCACUCUGGAAGAAAAUGGAAACGUUUUUAAAUGGGGCUUACAAAAUGAUACGCACGUUGAGAAAACGUUUUUGGUUAACGUUGGCAAUGGCGGUUAUAAAUUUAUAGACUUUAAUGUUUUCGGCACUUUGGCUUUGUCGAAUGGAAAAGAAACGAAGGAAAUCGUUUUCGAAAGUCGGAAAAUCGUUUUGAACACUUUUCUCGUGACUUAUAGUAACAUCGUGGCAUUGCCGAUCGACGGAAAAGUUUUGGUCGCGUUGAUUUUCCGAGAUAAAAUCGUAGUCUACGAAAAUAUAAGAGAAGAUAAAAUAAUGGGGAUAAUAAAUACGUACAAAGCGAAUUCUCUCCUUUGGUUUAAUUACGGCGAGAACAAACAAUCAUUUUUAAUCGUUUCGUCGCAGCAUAAAUUGUUGGAGGUUUACGAGUAUAAAAACGUUUCUGGAUUCUUCAAGAGAAUAUCUUUACAAUUAUUUUCAACAAAAUUACAAUCGAUUUCAUUACCAACGAAAAAUAAACAUCAAUUAUCGAAAUUUAUCGUCGUUAUUCAAAGAAGUAAAUUAAUUUUUCUCGAAGCCAACAUGUUGGGAGAUUAUUACAGAAAAAAUGCCAGUGUCGACUUGGGGUGCCAGAAAUCAGUUGAUAUAAUUUUUGAAGAGGCAACAAAAGCUCAAACGGAAUGGGAAAAUAAAAGCAUAUCAGAGAGAGCUGAAAUUUUGUUUGAAAUAGGAAACAAUUAUUCUCAAAAUACUGAUUUAAACUCUGAUUAUUUUUACUUUUAUUCCAAUUUUAUAUCGGUUUCAAAUGAAUUUAAAGAAUGGAAACCUGUCGGAAUUGUUUUAUUGAUACUACCUGAACAUUUUCCUCUAUUUAUAUUUUCUGCAAUUGUUUCAGCAGUUUUAGCAGCUGGAUGUGGUAUUAUUAUAGUUUCAAAUAUUGACAAAAUAAAAAGAUUUGAAAAUAUAUUUAUCGAUGCAGGUUUACCAAAUGGAUUAUACAAUGUCAUCCCCGACUGUGAAAAAAACAAAGAAAUUUUAUUAAGGCAUUCGAAUAAAAUUGUUGUUUUUAAUGAUUUUUUUAACGUCAAAAAUAUUUUUAACAAACCUUUUUUCGGUUCUUUUACUUAUAUGUGUCCAAAUAAGACAUCAGCUAUACUUUUAGAAUCAUGCGAUAUAAAUGCAGCCAUUGAAAAAUUACUUAAAGAAACCAUAGGUUUAAAUCAUUUGUGGAGUGUUUCAACGAUUGUCGUUCAAGAAUCUAUUUAUAAAAAAUUUUAUACAAAUACAAUAUUUUAUCUUGGACAAUAUGAUGAUGAUGAUAAUAAAAGUUUUAUUAAAAAUGAUGAUAAUUUUCGAUUGAUUAGUCAAGAAGCAGUAAACACUGGUGCUGAAGUUAUUCAUGGAAAUGGGAUUACAAUUUUAUUCAAUUAUCAGAAUGAGGAAAUUCAACCUGAUUUACCCAUUAUAAAAGUUUUAGUGUGCAGAACUGCAAAGGAAGGAGUAAAUUUAGUUAAUAAUUUAUCUAAUUCAUUAGGAACAUCUGUUUGGAGUGAAGUUUCAUCUGAAGCUUUAGAUGUUGCAGAUACUCUAAUUUCAAAUAAUGUAUGGAUUAAUUGUCAUGGAGUUUCAUCUCCUUUUGUUCCAAUUCAUCCUGGUUCUUCAGGAAAUUGUAUUCUUGGGGGAAGCGAAGGCAUUUUUCAAUACAUGUCAUUUAAAGUAAAGUUACCAUGUAUGCAUGAUGAAAAACGAUUAUUGCCUAAUGAUUUUAAUGUUUGUGGUAAAAAUUAUUUUGAUAAAAAACUGGCACAUCAAAUUCAAUCUUCGUUUAAUAUAUUAAAAUACUGGAAUGAUUCUAAGAAAAGAAAUAUUUUUUAUAAAAUUUUUAAAUAUUUUGAAAAAGAAAAAGAACUUAAAUGGUGUUGUGAUAUAAUAAGACUUUGCGGUCAUUGGAGCAGCAUAACAACUUCUACUAAUUUUAAUUCCGAUUGUGAUUUUUUUACAAUUGAAAAAAAAAUUCCAUUAGGAGUUAUUGCUAUUUUAAUUGACAGUUCUGAUAUUUGUAAAGAAACUAUCAUUACUUUAUUAUUAUCUGCUGCAGCUUUUGGUAAUUCUAUUAUUUUACUUCUUCAAAAUGAUAAAUUAGAAAUAAUGUCUCUUUUGAAAGUUUUUCAAAAUGUACUUCCCGAUAAUUUAAUACAAAUUGUGACGGACAUGGAUUCUGUUUUCUUCGCUGCUUCACAUCCUUAUAUUGAGAUCAUUUACGAUUAA